AUGUAUCUACCAAACACACGCUGGACGUGGUCGUUUGUCAUUGUCACCACGAUCCAGGCGGCAUGUGUUCUUGCUUUUGAAUCAUAUGUGUUUGCAAGAUUCCAGCUGCAGCUUAAAUCAGAUGCAUCGACGAAUACCGAAUCAAAAACGAUACCAACAUUCCUUACUCUCUACAUCUUCGGUUUCGUGUACGAGCUUGUUUUGGUGUAUGAUGCACUUCGGCUGAAAAAUACUAUCCAAGUUAUUGGACUAUGUAUCUGCAACUUUGGUCUGCUUAUCUAUGGUGCUGUGCAAAUCGACCAGAUCGAUACUUCGGUGACACAACUCGGUGACCUUGGACUUAUCCACCCAGAGGUAAUAGACGAGAUGAGGCCGUUCCUUAUUGCGAUUCCUUGCAUCACUGCUCUUGGAACCGUGGGGAUGAGUUUCCUUGCUUGGAAGUUAUACGAUGAAUUUGCAUGGACGAUCUACAAGCAUAUCAGCGCUGAUUUGCGGAUGAAGCGCCGUUACCUUACCUAUCAGAUCUACAUUGCUCUGCUGAAGUUUGAUUUCUUCUUCUUCCUUGGCUUCACUGUCCAGUUUGUCGUUAUUGUGACAGACACUAAGACUGUCGAGUUUGCUCUUACUCUUGCUGCCAUACCAGUCACUAUCCUGAUCUUGGUGAUGGCUGCGUUCUGGACCCGACGUGAGAGUACAGUUGGCAUGAUCAUUGUCAUCUUGCUCUACUUUGGUGGUUUCGCCUACUUCCUUUUCAAGCUAAUCCGCAUGUACUCUCCCGCAAAAGAGAAGGCUUAUCUCCCCGCUCGCCGAUCUCUUACUUUCUUUGCCGUUGCAACCAUCAUCCUCAUCAUUAUGACCAUUAUCAACGCCAUAAUGUGUACUCUCAACUUCAACAAGGGGCUGAAGCCACAUAUUACAAGCAAGAAGAGACCACGCGGUGCAGAGAAGGAAGGCACCGAGCUUCAUGACCAGUUCUCACCACAUCCUGUUCCCACCCGCAUGACAAUCGAUUAA
This is a messenger RNA of Trichophyton benhamiae CBS 112371, 1014 nucleotides long. RefSeq lists its product as uncharacterized. The transcript is spliced from 4 exons. The record is from RefSeq and is a predicted model, not a curated record. Lineage: Eukaryota; Fungi; Ascomycota; Eurotiomycetes; Onygenales; Arthrodermataceae. Gene Ontology annotation, cellular component: Golgi apparatus. The coding region runs from base 1 to 1014 and encodes 337 amino acids.